Molecule: messenger RNA, 2232 nt
Organism: Candidozyma duobushaemuli
Lineage: Eukaryota; Fungi; Ascomycota; Pichiomycetes; Serinales; Metschnikowiaceae
Product: Golgi transport complex subunit
Exons: 1
Coding region: 1-2232 (743 amino acids)
Biological process (GO): intra-Golgi vesicle-mediated transport
Cellular component (GO): COG complex
Source: RefSeq, a predicted model, not a curated record
AUGGAUUUCGUUACAUUCGAGUCGUUUUCAAACGAUGAGCAUCUUCCGCUGCCUCAGCCGUCCCUCCUGCUCCCCCUCAAGCCACACAUCGAGAACUUGGGGCUCAUGCUGAACCUCUCAAAUCUCAAAUCCCUCUUGAAGCUGAAAGACCAGCAUGUUGAGGGCGAGACAGAGGCAGCAGAGGCGCAUCUUGCUGAAAAAUACGCGGCGUUGUCUUUGAAGCUGUUGGAGUCGAAUCACGAGACUGACUCGGUGGAGGUACAGGCCGAUUCUAGAGUGUCGGCCUUAUCAAAACGUUUGGCGAGAGCGCUCAAUCCGUCCUUGACGGAUGCAGAGAUCAGAGAGCUUUUUGGGUUGCUAGAGAGCAAAAACACAGACAUUUCAGUCAUUACAGACCCAGGUGUGAUGGGGUCUGUGGCUCGGAAAAACGCCAGGGGAGAAGUCGAGGCGGAUUUGAUCAGAAGCCACACAUUGGCAUUGGCAGACUACGGUAAGGUUGUUCGUCAGCUCGAAAACUUGGGCAGUCGUGUAACUUCGUUGGAUACGCUUGUUUCUGACGUGAAUCAGAGGCUCGAGUCUGACCAGAGGAGCGCUUCCCACAUAUCAAAAGACAUUCACCAACUCACGAACAAACAAGCAGGUUACAGGAUCAAGAAAGAGCUCUUGGCCAAUUUCAAACGCACAUUUACGCUCAAUGAGUACGAGCAGCAUUUGCUCACUUCUGGCGACAUUAACGCCGAGUUCUUUACUGCCUUGGCUCGUGCCGAGGAAAUCAACAAAAAAUGCCUGAUCCUUCUAGCGCUAGACGACCCUACCCUAGGUCAAGGUGUCAUGGCAAAAUCCACCGAGCUCAUUGAGCGUGCUGUCAAUAAGAUUCUCACAUUUUGCAACCGGUCUUUGACAAAUCUUUACCUGAUGAACGAUAAAUCUCGGACAGAGACCUUGCACAAGUGCAUGAAGUACCUCAAGUCCAAUUCUGUCAGAUAUGCAGCGGUGAUAGACACAUAUGUGGAAUCCAGAAUCUCGGGUGUGCUUGAGGAAUUUGCAGCUCAAACCAACAGCAAGGCAACCACUAGCCACACCUCCAAAGAACCCAGGCCUGUUUAUUAUACCUCGCAUGAUCCUGUCCGGUUUGUUGCCGACAUGUUGGCGUACGUGCAUUCUGUCGUGGUCAAUGAAACAGAAAUCCUUGAGGGUUUGUUUCAGGACGACUCAGAUGAUUUCAAGGUGACCAAAUCGGACAUGAUGAGCCGGAUCCUAGGCGCAUUAGGCAGGCCCGUCAAAGCCACGAUUGACCAACUCAUGUCUCUGGAAACAAAGCUCUCGACGAUCUACAAGAUCUACACUAAUCUCGAACUCUAUCUUUUAAUGUUUGAGAAGCUAGAUUUUGCAUCCCUGCUCGUAGAGAUCUUGCAGUCGCUUCUCGGUGCUGCAAGGUCACGAAUCACCACUACCGUGAGCAAUCGAUUGGCAACUGUGGCGUCACUGAACUCGGCGCAAAUGGACUUGUCUGCCGAUUUGCAACCUCCCGAAUGGAUUCUUAAUUUCUACAGCGAAUUGUUGCCAAUUCUCGAUGCAAUGAUGAGUGAAACGAUUCUCCUGUUGCCAAAAAAAGAACACGACGAAUUUUUGGAUAUGGUGGUGGACAAGCCGAUCGAAAUCUUCGAAUCUCACUUGACCGGAGUUGUCAAGACGCUCAACAAAGAGGAGGUGCUUAUUUUCAAGCAGAAUUUUCUCGAUUUGGUACUUUCGAAAAUCAUGCCACUUGCGUUUUUUAACGACAAGGUCUUGGAACUCAAUCGGAAAAUGCAUGGAAUUACGAAGGAGGUAACGCAAUUUCACUUGGAGAAGCUCCUCAAGGAAUGCCUGCUUUUCGAUUUCUACAACAUUGUCAACAUGAUCUGCCCCGUGGAUGACGAAAUCUUCGAUGCUGAUAUGUACGAGGCGAUUCAGGAAAACAAACUUUUCAACGAAACCACCAUUGCCAGCGCAAACGACACGAUGCAAGAGGUACUUCCCAACGCACUCCUCGAUGUACAGAACAGCCUCAUGAGUCUCAACCUGCCUAGUAUUGUGUCGGAAGUGGUUGAAGAGGUGAUGGUCGGGUUUACGAGCUUCUACCAGUACUUCAAGGAGAUUGUGGAGAAGUUUUUGGGAGAAGGAUUACUCACCUGGCUGGCGGUUGAAAUAGCAACAUUGUUAGGUGUGGAGAAUGUUGUUCAAGGAGGCUGA